AUGACCGAGACACCCCCGACCGACUCGCUGUACUUGGAUUCCGACGUUGCGCGCGAGCAACGGAUGCACGCGGAGGCCGAAAUGGACGCCAAUGCUGCCAUCCAACCCGACGAACAGGAAGGUUUACUCGGUGGCGUGAAGAAUAAAUUCGACUCGACGGCUACCGGAAGCUCGAUUUCGGAGUUUGGGAGCACAGUCAGCAAUAUUGCGCAGGAGAAGGCUGGUGCGGCUAAGGAUGUCAUUAUGAAUACUGCUGUGCCGGCUGCACAAGGGGCAUUGAAUACUGUGCAGGGGCAUGUUCGGUCUAUUUCUGGUGGGAAGGGGACUGAGAAUAUGGUUUCUGAAGAUCCUGACCCGAGAUCACACGAAGAAGACGAAGUCAUCGAUAAUAUGAGCAACGAGCAGAUUUGUGACUUUCUGCGAGAGAAACAUAGGAGCAACAAGCUUCCCCCGACGACGAAUUAG
Molecule: messenger RNA, 465 nt
Organism: Penicillium bovifimosum
Lineage: Eukaryota; Fungi; Ascomycota; Eurotiomycetes; Eurotiales; Aspergillaceae
Exons: 2
Coding region: 1-465 (154 amino acids)
Source: RefSeq, a predicted model, not a curated record